Messenger RNA from Angiostrongylus costaricensis, 1176 nucleotides. The record is from the annotation of a GenBank genome assembly. NCBI's taxonomy places the organism in Eukaryota, Metazoa, Nematoda, Chromadorea, Rhabditida, Metastrongylidae.
AUGUUCCUUAGCAGCGAAAUGGAUAGUGUGGCCGAAUCAGAACCGAAUGCAUCGCGCGUGUCGACGCGCCAACGGCCCGUUCCCAUGGACUGCUGCUUGCGCGGUCUUGAUGUUGCAGUAAUCGGCGCUCCCAAUGUCGGGAAAUCGCUACUUACAAACCAGCUAGUUCGAGCCGCCGUUUCUUCCGUGAGUAGCAAGAUGGACACUACAAUUCAGAAUGUGAAUGCCAUCCUGACAGAAGACAACGUGCAGCUAAUUCUGGUUGAUAGUCCUGGAACGGUUGGUCAACGCCACGCAAGAGAAACCAUGGCCCUGAAUCACAAUAAAGUUUUGACAGAACCAGAGAGAGCUCUUCAGAGAGCGGAGCACAUCCUUGUAGUGCAAGAUGCAACUGCUACUGGUGAUUACAUACAUCAUCGUGUUUUGCACCUUCUUCAUCGUUACUCUCACAUACCAUCAUCCCUUAUAAUAAAUAAGGUGGACAUGAUACCUAGACGCAGCGAUUUGCUCGAACUUACUCGUAUUCUAACCAAUGGCCAUGUCGCUGGAGCUCCCAUCACAGUCGUCGAGAAAGCGAUUGGGCGACUCGGAAUACCAUCCAAAAUGUUAACAUUGCAUGAUGAUUCCAUCAAACUGCAAGAUCAUAAUUGGCAGCAGCGGUUUCGAUGUGCAAUAGCUAAACCUUCGUAUCAAAUUGGCUAUGGAGAAACUAAGCAGCUGUUUUCGAAUAUUCGCGGAUGGAGCAAUUUUAGUGCUGUUUUCUUCGCUUCCGCCCUAACUGGCGAAGGAGUAGAAGUAUUGCGACAACAUCUGAAAGACCUCUCCAUGGGAAAAGUAUGGCAGCAGGACGAAAUGGCCAUAACUACAAAGAGCCCACAACAAAUUUGUCUCGAUUCGGUUCGAGCGGCUCUUCUUGACACUGUUCCUUCCAAUGUCGCGUACUGCCUUAGACCAAAAAUCUGUGAAUGGGUUGAAGAUGGAGAUGUCUUGAAAAUUGUAGUGGAGAUUCCGUGCGAGAAGGAACGUAUAGGACGACUUGUGCUAGGGAAGGGCGGCCAACGCAUUGCGGAGAUCGGAAGACGUGUUAAUGAUCACAUGCACAAUCUUUUUACGAGGCAACUAUUUGUUCGUGUUCUUAUCAAACAUAAGGGUCAGAUUGUGAAUGUUUUAAAUUAA